Messenger RNA from Oppia nitens, 1811 nucleotides. RefSeq lists its product as uncharacterized. The record is from RefSeq and is a predicted model, not a curated record. Bases 62 to 1558 code for a protein of 498 amino acids. Lineage: Eukaryota; Metazoa; Arthropoda; Arachnida; Sarcoptiformes; Oppiidae. Gene Ontology annotation, molecular function: protein binding. The transcript is spliced from 10 exons.
CUUUUGUUAUCAAUUUAUUAACUAAAAGUUAUUACUAUUUUAUUAUUAACCAUUUGAUCCAAUGGUGAGUCGGGCCUUAUCUUUAGCCAACCAUACUCUGUCUUCUGACAAGUUGUCGGGUGUUCCGCGACUUAUAGAAGAUUUGCAUAAAUUAUCCGAAGACAGGGAAACAACAGACUUAUUGUUUUUAGUGGCGAGAGAAGAGACACCUCUUUAUGGACACAAAAUCUUAUUCAGAGCCCGUUGUCUCAGUUUUCAAAACCUCAAGAGGGCGGAGGUCUGCAAAGUUCCCGGAACUACUGUAUCGCCGGCACCUCCGGGAACACCUAAUCUCAUAUCAAACUCGAGUAUCAUUCGUUGGCCGCAAGCAAAUGCUGAUGUGGUUAGAGAAGUAUUCCUCUAUGUCUAUACAGGAAAGAUUGCAUUACAACAUUGCAAUGUAUGCGAGACAUUGGCCAUCGCUGGUGAAUUAGGUCUUGAAGAACUAAUUGAUUCUUCUCAAGAGUACAUUCAAAGCUCAAUUUCAGUGCACAACGCCUGCUCUUUCUUAUCGUCGGCCAUCAAACUGGAGACCAGAUUACCCGAGAAAAGUGAUUUAAUUAAAUUCUGUACCUCUUUUGUCGGUGAAAAUGCCAUCGAAUGUGUCAAAACGCCAACAUUUCUUAAUUUAUCGAAAGAGGCAUUAAUUCAUUUGGUUUCAUCAGAUUAUUUAGCUUUAGAAGAGGCGGAUGUAUUUAGAGCAACACUCAAUUGGGCCAAACAUAAAGCCGGUGUUUUACAGCCAACCCAUCACUGGACUGAGGAAGAGAGGGCUCGUAUAUGUCAGCAAUUGUCUGGAGUUAUAAAUCAUAUCAGAAUUCUUCUAAUCGAUAGCCAAGUGUUUGCUGAAGAAGUAGAGCCGACGGGUGCGGUUCCCAUAGAGCUAUCACUUGAAAGAUAUCGAUUCGCAGCCCUACCCAACAAAUUUCAGAACUCGGAGGACAAGAGAGUACAGCCAAGAAUAUCUUUGAGACUGUUUCAGGGCUCACAACUCUUAAGUGGUGACAAAAGUCAGUUUCAAUCCAUACUCAAUCACUGGUACGGCUGUCCAAAACAAACGUGGAAACUAAUAUAUCGGGCCUCAACUCAUGGUUACUCAGCCGAUGCAUUCCAUCAGUACUGUGAUGGCCAGUCACCAACAUUUGUAUUAAUAUUGGGUUCGAGCGGUCACUUAUGCGGCGGUUUUAGUGAUGUUCCGUGGGCUAAGACAUGUGUCACUCGAGGACGAUAUAUGGCCUCAGAUAAGGCUUUUCUCUUUACUUUACUCAACAGUUCAGACAUUCCGCCGACAAAGUUCUCAAUCGUCAAGAAGAUGUUCGCCAUCGCUCACCACUCAGAUUACGGGCCAGUGUUCGGUGCGGGCGCUGACCUGUCAAUUGCCAACAAUUGCAAUACCAAUUGCGAGUCCUAUUCAAACCUUCCGCACACCUAUGAGGGCGACAACGCUUCCAAUACUGUGCUUAUGGGUCACUAUAACUUCACGGCCAUCGACUACGAAGUCUUCACGACUAUCACCUGAUAAAUACAUUCAUAGAUUUGUCAAACAAUUAUCAGAUGUAUCGGUGCUAUCGGUGCUAAUAAAUGCAAUACAAAUGUUAAUCCGUUUUUCACUUAAUAAAUGUUUCUUUGACUUUGACUUUGUGUUUGUGUUGACAUUCAUUCACUUAUUGAUGGGUCAGUUGUUUGACUCAAUUGACAUAUGAUUGCCAUAUGAUUGACAUAUGAUUGACAUAUGAUUGCCAUAUGAUUGACAUAUGAUUGACAUAUACUGU